Oikopleura dioica is the source of this 1209-nucleotide messenger RNA. NCBI's taxonomy places the organism in Eukaryota, Metazoa, Chordata, Appendicularia, Copelata, Oikopleuridae. The record is from the annotation of a GenBank genome assembly.
AUGACAGAAACGGCUCCAGAAAAAGUAGAAAUCCUUCUCAGAGCAGUUGGCGAUGCGCCAGUGUUGAAAAAGAACAAAUUCAAAUUGAAUAGAACGCAGAAAAUUGCAUUCGUUUCCGAUUUCUUGCGAAAAGCGACGAAAUGCGAAGGAGAUGAACGUAUUUUUCUGUACAUUCAUCAAGCUUUCUCGCCAACAAUGGACUCACCAAUUGGAACGCUCUUUGAUAACCACGCUAGUGACAACAAACUUGUUGUCCAUUACAACAUCAUGGGGCGCGAUGAGGGCGGAAAAAGCGACAUGGAACGAGUCGGCCUCUUCUCUGAGGUCGGCUACACGACGCUCGGGGACAAGUACCCAAAAGUCCACCCCAGCUCGCGACCUAUAAAUCAGACGGCUCACAAAGGGAAACAAAUGUUGCCCGGUGGGAGCAAGACAAUGUCCGCCAACCAGAGCGGCUACUUUGAGCCCAACUUCAAGCGAAUAAUGGAAAAGGAAGCUUACAUUGAUCCGGUGAAACUGAGGCGUCAGGAGCGACUGCAGAAGGGAAAGAAGAACAUUGGAAAGUCCUUCCUCCCUUCCAACUAUCCUAAGAAACCUUCCGGAGCUGGAAAUCAUUACGGAACCUUGUCUGGUCCAAUCGAGCAUUUCUCCGCGCAGACAAAGCCAAAAGCCGCGUACAUCAAGGAGAAGAAAAAUUUCCUCACCAAUCCUAGCAAGCACGGAACUGGAUAUGGCUACGUCGGAGUGACGCUCGGAAAGUAUCAAGACCACGCUGUGGAUCCGUAUAAUCGAAUGAAGGAGCUCAAAAGAAAGGAAAUGGAAAAAAGCAAGGCGCUCAUGAAGGGAGGCCAUUUCAAACUCAACCUUCAUCCAAAAACUUAUUUCAAUCCAAAUAUUUUCAAAGCUGACCGACCGCUACCUCCACCGAAACCAGCUUCAGUUAAGCCACCAGCAGUGAAGCCAUUCAAGCACUCGUCGCCUGGAAAAGCACUUGGCGGAUCCAAGGCAGGAUGUUUCGACAAUUAUCCUUCCCACUCGAACGAUCUUUACACCAUCAAGCAAAAUAAAAAAGUCACAGUGAACUCGUCUGGAAAGCUCUUUCACGCCAUUCCUGGGCCAAAGUCACGCCCAACCCCGUCCAUCAUGGCAAAGAACGUCGCAGUGAGGGUGAAUAGAAACAACUACAAAACAAUCAAGAGCGUUAUGUAA